Saccharomyces eubayanus is the source of this 777-nucleotide messenger RNA. RefSeq names its product casein kinase 2 regulatory subunit CKB2 (gene CKB2). Gene Ontology annotation, cellular component: protein kinase CK2 complex; cytoplasm. Lineage: Eukaryota; Fungi; Ascomycota; Saccharomycetes; Saccharomycetales; Saccharomycetaceae. Gene Ontology annotation, molecular function: protein kinase regulator activity. The record is from RefSeq and is a predicted model, not a curated record. The transcript has a single exon. Bases 1 to 777 code for a protein of 258 amino acids.
AUGGGCAGCAGAUCAGAGGAUGUAGGAGCAGUGGAUAGAGGGAGCUCCAGAGUUGAACAGGACGAUGUUCUUAUGGAUGAUGACUCUGAUUCAUCGGAGUACGUGGAUAUGUGGAUCGAUUUAUUUCUUGGAAGAAAAGGCCAUGAAUACUUCUGCGACGUAGAUCCUGAAUACAUUACAGAUCGUUUUAACUUAAUGAAUUUGCAAAAGACAGUUUCUAAAUUCUCUUAUGUGGUACAAUAUAUCGUGGACGAUUUGGAUGACAGUAUCUUAGAAAACAUGACUCAUGUCCGUUUAGAGCAAUUAGAAUCAGAUUCUCGUAAGCUGUAUGGCCUCAUUCAUGCACGUUACAUCAUAACGAUUAAAGGUUUGCAGAAAAUGUACGCUAAAUACAAAGAGGCUGAUUUUGGUAGGUGUCCUCGUGUCUACUGCAACCUACAGCCGUUAUUGCCCGUUGGUUUGCAUGAUGUUCCAGGAAUAGAUUGUGUUAAAUUAUAUUGUCCAUCCUGUGAGGAUCUUUAUAUACCAAAGUCUUCGAGGCAUAGCUCGAUUGAUGGUGCAUACUUUGGAACAAGUUUCCCGGGUAUGUUUUUGCAGGCAUUUCCAGACAUGGUGCCCAAACAUCCAACAAAAAGAUACGUUCCAAAAAUUUUUGGUUUUGAAUUACACAAACAAGCUCAACUAACGAGGUGGCAGGAACUACAGCGACUCAAGAUGGUCAAGAAGCUUGAAUUCAAAAAUGUGGAUUUGACAAAAAGUGGUGGUUUUAAAACCUAG